AUUCCAACAUAAACAAAUCAGCUUCAAUUAUUUCAUAUGUCUGUAUUAAAAAUUAAUUAUUACAAAUGGAAAUGAGUAAAUUAAAUCUAAACGAAAUGUUUAGCGGCUGGGAUAUUAGUACAACUGAGAAAGUGGAUGAAGGUCUGCUGCGUAUUGCAGAAAAAGAAGCAAAGGUGAAUGCCAGACUCGAGGCCGUAUUGUCCAAGCAAUGUCAGAUUGAGGCAAAAUUAAGCGGUAUCAGUAAGGCUAUGACCACAUUACUUGCCGUGGAGAACGAUUCCAACAAGUUAAAUAUGCAAAUCGUAAACACCGCACAACUGGCUGAAUCCGUAAGUGCAAAAGUGCGCCGGCUGGAUCUGGCCAGAUGCCGGGCGUCUGAGUGCCAGCAACGUGUCCACGAUCUGAUCGAUCUGCAGUUGUGUAGUCAGGGCGUGGUUAAGGCUAUAAAUGAGGAGGAUUAUGAGAAGGGUGCAGGACAUAUCGCCCGGUUUCUAGCAAUGGACCAACAGCUAUUACAACGCACAGCGGAUGAUGUCCAGGGGUCCAUUACGUCGGUGAGCGAUGCUGUACGCACGCUAGAGGAUGCCACCGAAAAAAUGAGGGAAUUAAUUUCAAAACGUUUCGAUGAGGCUGUCCAACACGAUGACCUGGCUUCCGUUGAGAGAUUCUUUAAAAUAUUUCCAUUGGUUGGUUGUCACCGCAUCGGUAUAGAGAAAUUCAGUGGCUACAUUUGCCAAAAGCUGUCGGCAAAAGCGCAGAAGGAGCUGCGCAACACGCAGGACAUUGCAAAGGCCGAGCGACGUCUUCAUUUGGCCUAUGCCGAUCGCUUGACUGCGAUUUUGGAAAACUUUGCCCGAGUCGUCGAAGUUAAUCAGCCAAUUAUUGAAGCAUUUUAUGGACAAGAAUCUUCAUCAUUGGUAGAUAUGGUAACCAUAUUGCAAAGGGAAUGCGAUCUUGAAGUCAAAAAUUUGCUCCUGGAAUUCAACAAAAAUCGGCAAAUUCAGUACCGCAUCAAGCAGGUCAACGACAGCGCUCAGCGACAAAGCGGCGCCAGUAUGGCCAACAACAGCAUACAGUCUUUGGGACAUUAUCGAAAGCCGUCGGGUGGUUCUAUAGAUAAAUUAAACCCCAAGGAUAUAGACGCUAUCAUAGCCGAAAUCACGGUCAUGCACUCCAGAAUCGAGUUAUACUUCCGGUUUAUGCGCCGUCGUUUGCAGACUAAUGCUGAGACAUGUUUGCAAGAUAAGGAAGCACAAAAGCAAAUACUAGACGAAUACGAGAGGGUUGUGAAGAAGUGCGACUUAAGUCGCCAAAUGCAGGAAAUUCUAAGCACAUACUUACUGUUUGAAAAGUAUUUUAUGGAGGAAAGCGUUAUGAAAGCCAUUGGACUGGACACCUAUGAAGCUGGUCAGCAAUGUUCCUCAAUGGUGGAUGAAGUUUUCUUUAUAUUACGCAAAUCGAUUAGACGCUCCCUGACAACGCAAUCUAUCAAUGGGACUUGUGCUGUUAUUAACAAUGUUGCAUCAUGCCUAGAUGGCGAUUUUGUCACUGCAUUGAAGGCGCCUUUAAAAAAUGGUUAUCCAUCUGGUUAUAUUGAUUUAGCGCAAGCCUACAAUGCAAUACAAACGAGUCUUCAGCAGGGUAAAUUACAUUCGAGUGAUGCUGAUCGCGUUCGAACGAAUUUCAUAGUGCAAUUGAAUAAUGCCGAUAUGUCGACGGAGUAUAUUGAGACCCUAUGGCAGACGAUGGAGCAGGAGAUAGCAGGCACAUUCCCUAACAUAUCCCAAGUAGAGCGACAGCUACUAGACAGCUGCUUGACUGAACUCAAAACCAUACGCGAUGCUUUGAAAGCAACCGUUGACUUUGGCAUACAGCAACUAAGGUCGAGUGCGAUAAGGCCACGCUUAAAUCCUUGGGUUGAUGAAUUCCUAAACUACAGUCACCAUUUAACAGAGGAGGAACUGUCCGCGUACGAAGCUGGUGAAACAUUUGUUCAGUAUUUCAUUGUGCAAUUAGAUGGACUUUUGAAUUCGUUUAAAAAUGCAUUAAGUUCACGUAAUUAUGAUGCCCUCGUCAGCAUAUUGGCUACAGAAGUAACCAAUCGCUUAGAACGAGCUAUUAAGAAGAGCACCUUCAACCGGCUCGGCGGACUUGUUCUGGAUCAGGAAGUGCGUGCCUUAGGCACCUACUUAACGGGUGCAACUUCCUGGUCUGUGCGCGAUAAGAUGACACGUCUUUCACAAAUUGCUACGCUUUUAAAUUUAGAUAAAGUUUCAGAAUUGUCCGAGUAUUGGAAUCCCGAAAAUAAUUCUGAUAUGCCUUCUUGGCGACUGACCCCUAACGAAGCACGUACUAUUCUGGCAUUAAGAACCGAUUUUCGUAUGGAUGACAUUAAACGCUUGCAGCUUUAAGCAGAAGGCGUUUUUAUAAAAAUUAUGAUGCUGCGUUUUC
Drosophila novamexicana is the source of this 2451-nucleotide messenger RNA. It is a transcript of the gene Cog4, whose product is annotated as conserved oligomeric Golgi complex subunit 4. The transcript is spliced from 8 exons. The record is from RefSeq and is a predicted model, not a curated record. NCBI's taxonomy places the organism in Eukaryota, Metazoa, Arthropoda, Insecta, Diptera, Drosophilidae. The coding region runs from base 66 to 2411 and encodes 781 amino acids.